GACUAAGCAAACGGGUCUUCAGUCUGGAGUUUGGACGUGUGUGUCCCGUUAAUGCACAAGACUAAAUCGGAUUCACAUUAAAAGCUUUGACGAGAGAAAGCCAUAUCGGCUUCAGAUGAAUCACUGAAAGUAGCGACGGGUAAUCGGAAGAAAUUACGUCAAUAGAAAUUGCAUUGAAAGAGUAGAGCAAAUAAGCAGACCAACAUGUGCGCAAACAUAACAAGUGAGGUCGAGAGCGUCCGUCUGGAACGACCUCGCAGGAGCUCAGCACGUGACAUGCCCAGCUUUGGCUUCGCGACCAGGGGCACCUUCUCGGCCGCUCUGAACCUCCUGGCCACACGAGCUGCCCUGAAGCGGCCACCGCCUCCUCCGCCAGAGCAGAGAGGGCCCUGGGACAUAAAACCCCUGGACUUUAGCCCUCGUCUCUACCGGCCUCAAGGCGUCCACCACAAGCGCCAGGCACCGAAGCAAGAGAGGAGCUCUCUUGGGUUGGGACGAAAACAUGCAGGAGAUGGCAGCGUGCCACGCAAGGGGGCCAGGUCGCUGGGGGACUUUCUGGCAGUGAAGGGUCCACAGUUCGUGCCACCCAAGCCCUGGCAAAGCGAGCGACCACAGCGGCCGCCCUUUGCGAGGACCUUCCCACCCAUUUGCCCUUUGCAGGAACGCGUCAUAGUGGCCACCCAUGGGACAAUCCCCAAGGACAAAUACAAAAACCCGAGACCGCACGACUUUCGUCAGUAUCCCGACAUAAAGGAACUGGGGUUGCCGGAAUUUGUGAGUUCUGGGAACAUAAACCAACAAAGACCCGAUGCGAGUACACACCCAGCUGCACAUCACCUGCUGGAUCAGGGAGUCCGUGCUGGGACCGUCCGUGCGACGCGAGCGCUCGUGCCGAGCAGAGACGAAGACGCGAGGUCCCGCUGGGAUGCGAGCAUCACGCGACCUUUGCCCCCAUGGGAGGGUCAUCUCAUGCUGCCAACGGAGCCGUGGCCACCGCGCCCUGCCUCAUACACGAGAUUCCGGCGAAGACGCAGUGCGCAUAGUGCCCUACUGGAGCGAGUUCAUGACAAAUUUUCACAAAUAUGGCAACAGGAGCGAUGUCCCGCGGGAAGAAAAAAAGAGACAGAUCAGCCCUCGACUAAAACUAUGAAUGUCAAAUGAAAAAAAAAAUGAAAAUCCCAUUACAAAACUGACGGAUCAUUAGUCUUUUCAAAACACUACACCGUUCCAUCGUUAGCCUGACGUAGAAAAGCAACGAGAAACGACAUUUCGUACCCGAUGCUCUCAAUUGAGCCCAUUAUUAGUUUAAUAGGCGACAAAAGCGUCGUCAAAAUGACAGCGGCUUGGGCGGAAGAGCGUUCUGCGGAAAUGGUGAAAUUGUCUUAAAACUUUUUUUUCAUUUUCUUCCGCAAUGAGGCACAUAAUAUACAGCGAAGAAUAUAUAUUCCUACACCCAACAUGUAUCUAGAAUAAUAACUUUGGUGAGGUUAAGAAAGAAAAAAAGAUCGCCUACCGUUUCCUGGACAGCCGCGUGGUGGCGCUUUGACAAAGCGUUCUGCCGUGCGCGCGCGAAGCGACGAAACGACUUCUCUGUAACAUUUAACGUUGCGAGAGACCUUUAAAAAAAACUGGAAUAUGUUGUAAUGUUCUCGGUGAUUGUAUGAUCACUUUAGCACGCGCUUGCAUCGCAAUACUCCAAUUCGCAUUGAUGUCCAGGGGAACGUUACGCUGUUUGAAACGCGCGUGCGAAGGAUGACGCUGCGAGAUGUUUGUGCGAAUAACCCGAGAGAUUGACUGCAGCAGAGAGAUAAUGACAAGGGAUGGAUGGUGCUUUAAGAAGAAAUGUAAAGGAGGAGAAAAUAAACUGUUAUCCCACUUUACAAAAAAAAUGUAUACGAAUCAAAAGUGAAUGUCAGCAAACUUGAACUCGUGUGCGACGCCUCUGAUGUUGAACUGUAAAUAUUGUUGUUAUUAAA
Molecule: messenger RNA, 1976 nt
Organism: Lethenteron reissneri (Far Eastern brook lamprey)
Lineage: Eukaryota; Metazoa; Chordata; Hyperoartia; Petromyzontiformes; Petromyzontidae
Gene: C20H7orf78
Source: RefSeq, a predicted model, not a curated record